UUUGAGAUAAGAUAUCAACAUAGGUCAAGUGCUAUUCUUUGGUACGAGUCGGACAAGACAUCAUGCUGCGGUUUGCUGUUUUAGUGGUAUUUUGGGGGGCAGCGAAUGCCAUUGUUUGUGUUCCUGAGUUGUGUUCCCAGGUGAAGCAAGCUCCCCUCAACUGCGCUGGUUCUAUCAUCAAGGGGGGAGGAUUCUGUGGCUGCUCUGAUGCAUGUGCCAAGGUUGCGGGAGAGGUGUGCCAGGCCACGUACAUGCACGGGAUAAUACCUCAGGGGUCUUGUGACACGGGUUUGGUUUGCAAGAAGGACCAGAUGGCUAUUUUUGGUGCGGGCACCUGUGUCAAGGACACAUCCAAGAGAUCGACGAAGACUAAAUGUGAGCAGAUGAGGAUGGCGUCGUUGAUAACCAUGGUUGUUUACGCUAGCAAGUGGACGCCAACCUGUGACGCCGAUGGUAACUUCACACCUCAGCAGUGCGACUUCUCAGGUCACUGUUUCUGUGUGGACUCAAUGGGAGUUAUGCAAGGAAGCAAGGUCCUUGGGAAGGUCAACUGUCCCUCUCAAUAACCACACAGCCUUCAUGUACCUUGCAGAAAUAAAAUAUCAUUCUUUCCA
Molecule: messenger RNA, 614 nt
Organism: Haliotis rubra (blacklip abalone)
Lineage: Eukaryota; Metazoa; Mollusca; Gastropoda; Lepetellida; Haliotidae
Product: venom protein 302-like
Exons: 4
Coding region: 63-566 (167 amino acids)
Source: RefSeq, a predicted model, not a curated record